GUCGUCAAAUCAGACUACCCCGCAUCGUCAGCUGCCUCCGCCGCAACUGUUCGAGCCUGUCAAAUAGUCCGACAAGCUUGGACAAGUUUUCCAACAUAGCCGUUAGAAGGGUAAUAGGGUAAUAGCUACUGGCCAUGUUCUGCCUUAGCUUCUUCUCCUUCGUUGCACUGGGCAUUGCCGGGGCAGCUUCCGUGGUCUCCGACGAUGUUCUCGGCGUCGACCUCUCACUCCGUGAACGGAACUCGACGACGUCGCUCAUCGACUGCUUGACUAGGGCGGGCCUAAACCCGGUCACGCCUUCGAACCCGACAUAUCAGAACGACUCCCUCCCGGUGAAUUUGAGGUUGAUCUACAAGCCCGCUGCACUCGUGUACCCGAAUACAACAGAUGAUGUAAGCGCAUCGGUCAAAUGCGGCGCUGUGAACGACGUUAAAGUGAACGCGCGUUCCGGUGGACACUCAUACGCGUCUUUCAGCACGGGUGGUGAGGAUGGGCAUCUAGUCAUCUCGCUCGACAACCUCAACAAUAUUACGCUGUCCGGCGAUUACGUCACAAUCGGUACGGGUAACAAACUUGGUCCUUUGUACUACUUCCUCUGGGAGAAUGGCCAACGUGCGGCCGCAUUCGGUACUUGCCCCCAAGUCGGUGUAGCAGGCCAUCUUCAUGGUGGGUUUGGCUAUCACGGCCGCAAGUGGGGUCUAUUCUUGGAUCAGGUCGUUGAGAUGGAGGUCGUGAAGGCGGACGGUUCCAUCGUCAUCGCUAACAACCACACCAAUGCCGACCUCUUCUGGGCGCUCCGCGGCGCCCCACCUUCUUUCGGCAUAAUCACCAGGUUUACGGUACUGACUCACCCUGCUCCCACCCAUGCCGCGACGUUUGCCUUCACGUACACCUGGAGUACUCCCGAGGUUGCGUCCUCGGCGUUCCAGAUAUUCCAGCACUUCGCCGCUGAGACGGACUUGCCUUCCGACUUGGCGCUGCAGGUCCGUUACACAGAAGCCACCCCAGUCCCGACCUUUUCGUUGAACGGCGCGUACUACGGCAACGACGGGAUCACUGGCUUGAAUAGGACGGUCCAACCUCUUUGGGAUGCCCUCGGGGCACUCAACGACUCCGUUCCGACCGCGACUAUCUUCGAGGAUCUGAAUUGGAUCCAGAACGUUGUGUAUGAAGCCGAUUCCGACCCAACGACCGACCCGAAGGUCGCGCUCCAGGAAGCACAGGGCUUUCAGAUUCCUUUCUAUUCUAACUCGCUUUUCUACCCCGCCGACAACCUGCUCACGAAUGCGUCUACGCUCUCGUUCACGCGAUACACGUAUAAUGGCACAAGCGCCGACGUGAACUGGUACGUCCUUUGGGACGUUUUUGGCGGCAAGAACUCGGCCAUCGCAGCGGUACCUCAGGAUGCGACGGCAUACAAUGCACGCGAUAUGCUCAUGAACCUGCAGAUCCUUGGAUACAGUACGACCUUGCCGUACCCUGACGACGGGAUUCCCUUCAUCACGGGCAUCUUGAAGUCUGUCACUGACCCCAUGCCAGGAGGCCGCUUUAUGGGCUACCCGAACUACGUCGAUUCGCAGCUCAGUCGUGAGGAGGCUCACGCGUGGUACUACCCUACGCAUACGGCGAAGCUGCAAAGAAUCAUGAGGGAAGUGAACCCGAAGGCGGUCUUUGACUACCCUCAAGGCUUCCUCCCCACGUGAGAUGCUUGGUCGGACGCCAGUAUGUCAGUCGCGGAGGAGCAGGACUUAGUGAACCCCGUCAUAAGGUCAUCCAGCAUCUCCUGGAUUAUGUAUUUGGAAAACGGCUACUACUGAUACUCCCAUAAAGAGACUUCCC
Dichomitus squalens LYAD-421 SS1 is the source of this 1839-nucleotide messenger RNA. RefSeq names its product FAD-binding domain-containing protein. NCBI's taxonomy places the organism in Eukaryota, Fungi, Basidiomycota, Agaricomycetes, Polyporales, Polyporaceae. The record is from RefSeq and is a predicted model, not a curated record. Bases 135 to 1703 code for a protein of 522 amino acids. The transcript is spliced from 8 exons. Gene Ontology annotation, molecular function: oxidoreductase activity; FAD binding.